Molecule: messenger RNA, 3121 nt
Organism: Harmonia axyridis
Lineage: Eukaryota; Metazoa; Arthropoda; Insecta; Coleoptera; Coccinellidae
Gene: Arf51F
Product: ADP-ribosylation factor 6
Exons: 3
Coding region: 270-797 (175 amino acids)
Biological process (GO): intracellular protein transport; vesicle-mediated transport
Cellular component (GO): cytoplasm
Molecular function (GO): GTPase activity; GTP binding
Source: RefSeq, a predicted model, not a curated record
UUUCUGUGCUCUCAACUUUUCGUAGGCCGGUUUAGCAAUAUGGAGCAAGGGUUUGAAGUUGAGUGUGGAAAAUUCCAAAUUUCGUGAAAAUUGUGAAUGUUGAAUGAUGACCCGCCAUACUAGAAGCAAACACGCCUAUCUUGAAUUGAUGUUUGUCGCGAUUUGAGUGACAUCAGUGAAAAUGGGAACUCCAAGAAAAUCGUUUACUUUGGUCAUGUAUUCAUUUUUUUCGUAAGUUUGAAUAACGGUUGGAGAAAAUACGCAGCAUCAUGGGAAAACUACUCUCAAAAAUUUUCGGAAACAAGGAAAUGAGGAUAUUGAUGCUAGGUCUUGAUGCUGCUGGUAAAACGACAAUUUUGUAUAAAUUGAAACUGGGGCAGUCUGUGACCACAAUACCAACUGUUGGAUUCAACGUGGAAACAGUGACUUACAAGAACGUCAAAUUUAAUGUGUGGGACGUUGGAGGGCAAGAUAAAAUAAGACCUCUGUGGCGUCAUUACUAUACGGGAACUCAAGGGUUGAUAUUUGUAGUUGACUGUGCCGAUCGUGAUAGAAUAGACGAAGCUAGGCAAGAAUUACAUCGGAUCAUAAAUGACAGAGAAAUGAGAGAUGCCAUCAUACUGAUAUUUGCCAAUAAACAAGAUCUGCCAGAGGCGAUGAAGCCUCAUGAGAUUCAAGAGAAACUUGGUUUAACUAGGAUAAGAGAUCGGAAUUGGUAUGUUCAACCAGCUUGCGCUACUUCUGGGGACGGGCUCUAUGAAGGUUUAACAUGGCUCACCGGCAACCAUAAGUUAUAGCAUCUCACCUUUUGAAUUGUGACCUAACAAUCACGGGUUAAUGAAACUCAUUAAAAUCAUUUGAAAUGGCUCCUUAUCGGUGGAGCAAGUUAAAAAGCAAGCGUUCGUAAUAUAUUGUAAAUAAUUAAAUUCGUAUUAUGUAUUAACUUGUUGUUUUAUAUUGUAAAAUAUUGUUGCUGCAUUUGAACAGAAGUGAGCGUUAUGAAGUUGAUGUUUUCUGAUGUGAGCUACCUAUUAUUUGGAUGAAAUCAUGUAUUAAUUUAGUUUAAUUUAGUAUUCAAACCUUAGGUAACAAAAACUUUAGGUGAUAUCUGUUUAUUUUUUUAAAUAAAUUUCUAUCUAGAAUAUUCAAUGUCAAUACCAAUAUUUAUUGUAUGUCACAUCUCCAUUGCCUCUUCAUCAGAUAUUACCAAAAUACCUUCGUGUAAACUAAAGACUGAUAGAUUUAAGAACAUUGGUUUCUUAGUUCCAUUUGCAUUUUCACCUAAAUUGAGAGAUCUUCAGUUAAUAAUCAAUUUCAAGCUACACACUGAACUGCCAUGCAUUUAUCAAUGCAACAUGAUUUGCUUACUUGUAUGGAUGGGUAACAAUUCAAUUGUGAUCAUGAAAUAAUAGCAAUAUUCUGAUCAUAGGUGCAUAAUGAAGUCUCAUUUUCAUGUAGUGCCUUUUCGGUAGACAUAUGAAAUUUUAUUCAGAAGUCAAAUCGUUUUUUUUAAGUCUAUGUUGAACAAUGUUUGAUAUGGUUUAGUGUAGAUUACAUAUCAAGGCUCUUCAGAGAUCUUCUCCAAAUGUAUCUUUUAAAUAGUAGUUUGAUAUUGAGAGGUGUAAUCAUUAGAAUGGCCCAAAAAUCCAUGCGAAAAUAGCCACCAAACAAAUCAGGGUAUUUGGUAAACUUCCAGUUCCUCUACUCAGUGUUCUCUUAUUUUAUCUGAUCAUUUCUCCGACUACCAUUUACGAUGGAGUAUGUACCAAAUUACCCUGAAGAAUAUUAAAUGUGAUAUUUGACGCAUUCCAUAAUAUGAAUAUUGAUAUUCUAUUGAAAAAAGAAAAAAGAUAAUGAUGCUAUGAUUAUUCAAAUCCAGAUAUUAGACGACACAGCAUCCUAAUCUGGUUUGAAUUAAUUGAUGGAAGAAAAAAACAUUUUGUUAUUUUAAGGAUGAAAUUUUGAAAAAACUCAUAUUGCACAACUAAGCAAUGAUCUAUAUUUUAUUUAACAAUUUUUUUGUAAAUAUACUCUUGAAUGAUCAUAUAGAGGAGAUAUCUACCAAAUAAUUCUUGCAAGCCUAUGUUUUUACUCAUUUAUCUUAAAUCGUGAUUUUUCAAUUUAAUGACCUUUAAAUCCUCAUUUAUUCUGAUUUUUGCUGUUUUGAAUUUGUAGAAAACUGAAUUGCCGAAUAUUCUAAUUUAAUUAGAAUUUUCAAUCUGAAUGAAUAAAUUUCAUGAAGUAAAUGAAAAUUCUUAAAGAUAGGUUUUUUAUCUAAUUGUUUUGUAUUCAUUCUUCUUUGGUAAGUAUUCUAAGAAUGAUGAGUACAAAUAUGUAGUUUGUUUUAAAUUAUCCAGAAUUUGUUUUUGUGUUUUUUGUUAAAACUAUAUAUCAUUUUGAGUGUUGAAAUUUUAUGUAGUUGCAUUUUUUCUGGGAAAAUUUCAAUAAGUAAAUUGUUAAUGCUUAAUUAUUCUACAUGGUCAUCAUUGAGAGGUGACUUGUAACUUUCCUUUCUGUGAAACACAUAGGAAUUAGCUAUAAAUAGUAUAUCUCCGAGUAGGCUUGGUAGGUAGAUGAAAUUUCAGUCCAACUUUUUCUCUUAUAAUUCCAAAAAUUAUUGUCUACCAAUUUUGUGAAAGUAUGAAAUGUAUUUUUUAUUUUGAAGAUUCACUUUGUUUCGUUUUGAUGUUGAAAAUUACUUAGAACUAGCAGAGAAAGCCUGUUGAAAGUUUUUAAAAAAUAUACAGAGCUAUUUUUUCAAAAGACAUUGUUGUUCUCUUGCAACGAUAAAUUUUUUCAUCUACAUACAUUUUGGAUUAUGCAGUAUAUUUUCAAAUUUUUUUAUUAGUGCUGUUUUAUAGUGAUAGUUCUGGGAACAAUUGUGCAUUAUCUCCAAAAAUAUGCUUUAAGUAUGUAAACUUAUUCUAUUGUGUAAUCUAUUGAAAAUUUCAAAGUAUAGUAUCCAACAAUAAAAAAAAAAUAUUUUAUGAUUUAUCUGUAUUUAUGAUUAUAAAUAUGGUUUUGAAUUUGUUUUAAAAUUAUUUUGUACAGAAUAACUUGAGCUCGUCGGUUUUUUACCCUGACGUUAUUGUAAAGUGUCAAUUAAAUUGCCUACAUCUAG